This is a messenger RNA of Tripterygium wilfordii, 683 nucleotides long. RefSeq lists its product as uncharacterized. The coding region runs from base 1 to 456 and encodes 151 amino acids. The record is from RefSeq and is a predicted model, not a curated record. Lineage: Eukaryota; Viridiplantae; Streptophyta; Magnoliopsida; Celastrales; Celastraceae. The transcript has a single exon.
AUGGGAACGAGUAGGUUAACCGUCAAAAAUAGAAACAGGCUGUGCCACCGCCACAGCCGUUUUCUUCUUGGACUUGUUCUCUGCUCAUCGCUCCAGCUGUCCACGUUUUUGUGGGGUCCAACGCUUUCACUCCAACCUAUAUAUACCCCAAACCAAACCCAGAAACACCAAAUCGACUCACCGUCUCCGAGAUCAUCUAUACCAUCUUUCGAUCUUCGGCUAUACACGCCAACUGUUCGAUCAAAGUCCCCAAUGGCAUCAUCGGCAAGAAUUCAAUCUAUUGUCCUCUUCGCGUUGGUGUCUAUCUUUGCCGCUGCUGUUUCUGCUCAAGACUUCGACAUGGCGCCUGCGCCUGCUCCGUCUCAGGACAAGGGAGCGGGUUACUCUCUUGGGAUGUCUGGUGCUGUGAUAUGUUCUUCUCUGGUUUUGUCUCUGCUUGCUCUGUUGAAGCACUAGAUCUGAUGAUGCCUAGUUUCUGGGCUGGUGGGGAUCUGAUUAUUGAUUAUUAUUAUUUAUUAUCAUUUAUUUGAUAUUUGGGUUUUUGUUAGACAUGUCUAUUAAUUAAUUUUAGUCAUAGUGUAAUAAAAGAGAGAUCUUGAUUUAUCAUCUCUCCUAUUUUCUCCUAUAUAGCCAUGUAUUGUACACUCUUAUAUAUAUAUAUAUAUGAUCUAUUGAUCUAGAUA